AUCUCCAGCCUACACUCUUCCCUCCGAAAGCAAGAAGGAUGGAUGUUUCCUCUCCUCCCUUCAGCUACAGCUCUCUCAGCUCUGAUUCUGAGGUCUACAACAUCUCGUCGCCCGAAUCUUUAAGUGAAGGAAGGCCGAAGUCGAGGAAGGCACGCUGUAAGAACCCGAGCAAGCAGAGGAGGAAUGCCAGCGAGAAAGAAAAGCUGCGGAUGAGAGAUCUGACCAAAGCGCUCCACAAUUUAAGGACGUUCCUUCCGCCGUUCGUGGCUCCUGCCGGACAAACGCUCACCAAAAUCGAGACGCUGAGACUCGCCAUACGCUACAUCUCCUACCUGUCCUCUCAGCUAGACCUCCAGAUGUCCUACUGCCAGCACACACAGCUCAGAUCUCCUCACCACAGCUCCAUGUCACAUUCCUGGGAAGCAGGAAACCUUGGGAAUAACACAGAAUCCUUCAACUUCCAGCAUAAUAAACCCCCUCACGGUGCUUUUGAUGAAUCCUGGAUGCUCCACGAUGCAGAAGAACACAUCACUCCUCCUCACAGCGACGUCGCCUGCGCUCAGGGACUCUACGAACGUCACAUUACACUCCAGUCAGAAAGCAGGUUUAUCCAAGCAGGAACAGAGCAAAGAGACGGGAUUAAACUGGAAAUUCAUGACUGUGGGGAACUCUUCAGCGCUGACUUCCACUCUCUCAUGAAUCCACAAAUGUCUCUGCCACAGCAGGCCUACGGUAGAGCCGAGCAGCGCGAGAGCACGACAGGACACGACUUCUGGGUCUGA
Molecule: messenger RNA, 782 nt
Organism: Tachysurus vachellii
Lineage: Eukaryota; Metazoa; Chordata; Actinopteri; Siluriformes; Bagridae
Gene: mespbb
Product: mesoderm posterior bb
Exons: 2
Coding region: 39-782 (247 amino acids)
Biological process (GO): heart morphogenesis; somite rostral/caudal axis specification; mesoderm formation
Cellular component (GO): nucleus
Molecular function (GO): RNA polymerase II cis-regulatory region sequence-specific DNA binding; protein dimerization activity; DNA-binding transcription factor activity, RNA polymerase II-specific
Source: RefSeq, a predicted model, not a curated record